AUGGAACCAUACGAUGUAAUAAUUAAUCAACCUGUAGUUAUCGACAACGUGAGUAAUGUAUUAAAAUAUUCGAAUGUUUAAAUCAGUAUGUCAAAUUCAAUUCUACCAUAAUGUCGGCUCCUAAGUAACGCACAAAAUUGUUCCUUUUUCUUUGAAAUUAUGAAUAUUGCAUUACACGAUGUGAUUCUUCUGUAUUCUUUCGUAUCAUUUUCAUUAUUUACAUUUUAUUGUACAAAUAGGUUACGUGUGAUAACACUAGUGAUGUAGUAAAGAUAAAAUAAUUUUUAGCUUUUAAAAUCGAUAAUAAUAUUUAACGAUAGUAUUGUAUGGUUUUUUAUGUUCUUUUUUUUUAGGGCUCUGGUGUAAUCAAAGCAGGAUUUGCUGGCGAUCAGAUACCAAAAUGCAGAUUUCCAAAUUAGUAAGUGUAUCUUCUACUAUCAUCUAAUUGACAUUUUUGACAACUUUCCAAUUGUUUAGAAGUUACUAGACAGGUAUUGAGGUAAUUUUAAGUGUUCUGAAUUCUUAUAAGUUUUAUAGAAUUCUUAUAAGCUUUACUUUUCUGUAUUUUUUGAUUUGCGUAAUGUUAUUAACUAUCGUAAUUACAUGUUACAUUAAUAAUAUUGUUGCAGUAUUGGCAGACCCAAACAUGUGCGUGUUAUGGCUGGUGCUUUAGAAGGAGAUCUUUUUGUGGGCCCAAUAGCAGAAGAGCAUCGUGGGCUUUUAUCCCUUCGUUAUCCGAUGGAACAUGGAGUUGUUACAGACUGGAAUGACAUGGAAAGAAUUUGGUCCUACGUUUAUAGUAAAGAUCAAUUAGCAACAUUUAGUGAAGAACAUCCAGUUUUGUUAACAGAAGCCCCUCUUAAUCCAAGAAAAAAUAGGGAAAAAGCUGCAGAAAUAUUCUUUGAUACGUUCAAUGUUCCAGCUUUGUUUGUUUCAAUGCAAGCUGUUCUUAGUCUAUAUGCCACAGGGCGAACUACAGGAGUAGUUUUAGAUGCUGGAGAUGGUGUCACACAUGCGGUACCUAUUUAUGAAGGUUUUGCUAUGCCUCAUAGUAUUAUGAGAGUUGAUAUAGCAGGACGUGACGUCACAAGGCACCUCCGACUCCUUUUACGUAAAGAGGGCAUUAAUUUCAGAACUACAGCAGAAUUUGAAAUUGUUAGAACAAUUAAAGAGAAGGCAUGUUAUCUUGCUAGUAAUCCUCAAAAAGAAGAAACUAUUGAAACAGAAAAAUUCCAGUAUAUAUUACCUGAUGGAAGUUAUUUGGAGAUUGGACCAGCGCGAUUUAGAGCUCCUGAAGUGCUCUUUAGACCAGAUUUGAUUGGAGAAGAAUGCGAAGGACUUCAUGAAGUAUUAACAUAUUCCAUUCAAAAAUCUGAUUUAGAUUUAAGAAAAGUAUUAUUCCAAAAUAUUGUCUUAUCAGGAGGAUCAACAUUAUUCCGUAUAUCAGCUCCUCAAGAACGAUUAUAUAGUACUUGGAUUGGAGGUUCUAUCUUAGCUUCUUUAGAUACAUUCAAGAAGAUGUGGGUUAGUAAAAGAGAAUAUGAAGAAGAUGGUAUUAGGGCAAUUCAUCGAAUAUAUUCCUGGUGGAAGACAAAUAAUUUUACGACAUCCUGAAUCAAUGACUAAUCAACAAUUAUUGAACAAUCAAACAGUUGAAGGAGAAAGUAUUUUAUUACAAAAAUUUAGUCAAGUGAACAUUUCAGAUACAUUGCCAAAGGAAUUUUGGAUUGUACGUGAAAACGAUGUAUGUGGCGAAGAAGAAUUAUAUUGUUCAGGCAAAGUUGCAAUUCAUUCAAAGGGUAACCAAACAACUAGGAUAUUGGAAACAACAUAUACUUGUGAAACAGAUAUUAAACAUGCACUAUGGUGUAAAUUUCAUACUAAUAUACACGAUCAUUUAGUAAAAAGGAAAGAAACGGAUGAAGAAGAUGAUUCUGAUAAAACAAUAGAAUGUAUUUGCUUAAUUGAUUCAUAUACUCUUAAAGUAUUCACCAGUCUUGGAGAAGAUUAUGUAUCCAGUUUGCAAUUUCAGAUAUACAUCAUUGGAAGGAAGUAGAUUACAAUUAAAUAAUAACACAAAUUUGCCAGUGGUAUUUUCUCUUACACAUCCUUUAGAUGAAAUUUGUCCUGUACUUAUUAAGCAUGGAAACAUAUCAUAUAUGUAUGAGUCAAAUCAACAAAUUGUAUUUACUAGUUGUGAACCAUCUUUGGCUGUGAUAUAUGAUACAAAGACUGGAUUACAUUCUGUAUAUAAAAUACGUAAAGCAUCCACAGAAGAGUGUCAAAUGGUUUGUGGAAAUAGUGAUAUUACGCCUAGUAUAAUUAAUCAAUCAGCAAGUGCUUCAUCUUUAAAUAUUGGAAGUAAUCUUUCCUGUAAUAAAAGUACAAAUAAAGGACACUUAAGUAUUUUUGGGGUACCAAAUCCACAAUAUAAUAUGGGACUAGGAAUGUCAAAUAGUCCAUUUGGUUCUCGAACCACUACUUCAGGAGGUCCAUCACCUUCUCAACAACAACAGCAGCAUUCAAGAUCUCAGAGUCCAAUGGCAACUAUUUCACGUUGUCAGUCUCCUACUCAUUCUGCUUUCUCACCUUUACUUGGUGUAUCUGCGAAUUCAAUCAUUCAUCAUACAAGGUUGCAUCCACUAAUGACUUCUUUAUUAAAUCACACACAAAGUAGUCCCCUUGGUAGUUGCAGCAACAUACAAUUGCAGGAUGUUAUUUCACCAAGUAAACCUUUAUAUCCAGAAAUAUGUCUAGAUCAUGUAUGGACUGAGAAUAUUGGAAUUUCAAAGGAUGGUAUAUCCGGUCGAGCAUCAAAAGUUUUUUUAUCAUCAGACUUCGUGGGGCAGAACUAUUUAUGUUACUUAGUUCCACAUAGAUCUCAACUUUCUUUAGUAAGGCUUGAAAAAACAAAUAAGCAACAACAAAUUAUAUUUGGUAUGGUAACUAGUAUUGUGGCUAAGGGUGCUGUUAAUAUACCAAAUUUACAUAUAAUAGCAAUAAUGGAUCUAUCAAAUGCAGUAGUGUUAUAUUCGGGAGUGAUUUGUAUCGGAAAAUUACACGUAACCGGUAUACUUCCAAAUCUAACUGGAUAUAACUACUUUUUGUCUAAUAUAAAUCAUAAAUUAAGUUCUCCAUUCCCGCGACGAAGUUCAUUGAUUUCUCAAAACUGUGCCGCUUCUCAUGAUAUUAAAUUUGAAGAAGGAUUGCAUUUAUUAAGUCCUGUAGGUGGUAACUGUGCAAAACCACCUAUUUUACUAGAAAAUUCUUUAGUAGAGAAUAAUUUUCUUGUUUUAAAAGAAGCAGUCGGAAAUAAAAUUACUUUAGAAUAUGGAAGUAAAAAUUAUUUUCGAAUAACAUUGCCAACGUCCAGUACCUCUCCCUUAGUAACUAAAUGUUUACAAACGUUAAGAAGUGUUUUACAAAAAGAUUUAGCGAUGCAGUUAUUGGUAAAAUGGUAUGCGGCACGAAAUGCUCCUGGACCUCAAGAUUUUUCACCAGAACAAGAAUGGUAUCUUUUUCUGGUAGUUUUAUUUACGUUAUUAGGACAUGAAGUAGAAAAGUUACAAUUAAUUCAAAAGAAUGAAAAAGAUCAGCUUAGUGAACGCAACAGUCCUAUAGUGGUGUUAAAGAAGCAGAAAACAAAUAAUUCUGGAUCGAAUGAUGACUGGAAGUACACAAAAAAUUUUAUAAAAAGUGGAAAUUCUCAAAUGUUUAUUUCAAAUAUACUUGGCCUGCAGAAAACGUCUAAUAUAUUUCAAGCUUCAGUGCCACAUAUUACAGAAUCAAAUAAUGCAGGGAAAAUAAAUACGCAGUCUAUUUUAUUUCCAUAUUUUCCACUCGUUCUGCUUUCUUUGCAUCUUUUAUAUGAAGAAUUAAAGCUGAAUUGUAUGAUGUCAGAAAGUUUACCUUUGCUUGCACAAUUAUUAUACCAAUUAAGCUUGGAUUUAAAAUUUAAUAUAUACGCUCAUCAUUAUUUUCUUGAUUUUCCAUCCGUCUAUUAUUUAAAAAAUGUUGUAUCCCAAAUGAAGGAAAUGGAUUUGCAGAAGAUUAUUAUACCGAAUUAUAUUCCAUUAAAACCACCGAACAUAUUUGAAACAUUAAAUAAUCUAUUAAAUGGAAUGGCAGUAACGCCAUUCCCUUAUUUAAGUCAAGUAAAUCCAAAGACGAAAAGUGUAAUUUAUUUAAUGGCACUUAUAGCAAAUGAAAACGAAUCUAUCGUAUUAGAAGUCGAUAGAUUUAUAAAGCAUAUAAUACCAGCUGGAAGUCGUAUAGAUUUCCAAGAAAGCGGAAAUAAAUUCGAGAAAGAAAUAUGUAAAAAUAUUGAAUGUACUGCGAUAGAUAGAAUAGUAUUAUUAUAUCAUGAAUUAGGUAUGAACAAAAAAGAUCUUGAAACAUUACCUCCUGGUGUAUCACUAUUGUUGAAAGAUAUAAUGUACAGAUGUAGAGAACGUCCUCCAUCGAAUUGGCCAAUGCAAGUGUACGAAUUAGUAGAUCGACAAGAUUUAUCUGCACUGGAUGAACAUUUAAAAUCAUCAACAUCAAAUCAUUUGGAAAAUGAAGGAAAGAAUUAUUCAAUUAAAGAUCCUGAACAAGAUGAUGGAAUGGAAUUUGAUGAUGCUGUGCUAAAGUUAAGAUUUAAUAAAGAUCACAGAAUAGCAGAAGUUCGAAAACUACUAAAUUCGUCUAAACCGGUAAGAAUAGCGAUAGUUCAGAGGCCAGAUGUAAGCGAUCAUGAAUUUAUAGAAGAACAAGAGAAACAUUUACAUGCAUUAUGCACAAGAACAAUGGCUCUUCCAGUAGCUAGGGGUAUGUUUACACUCAGAACCUCAACUCCUAUUAUUACAGAACAGUUACCAAUUCCUCGACUUUGCUUAACUGGAAAAGCACCUCCUCGAGGAACCACUGUAGAGCUAGCUCACAUAGAUGUUCCUCCAAAUAUGAAUUUAUGGCCAUUAUUUCAUAAUGGUGUAGCUGCAGGUCUUCGUAUUCAUCCAGAUGCAUCUAAUAUUGAUUCAACAUGGAUAGUGUACAAUAAGCAACAACAAGGCGAAUUUGGUAUUGAACAUUCGGGAUUCUUGAUGGCUCUUGGCUUAAACGGUCAUCUGAAAAAUUUAGCACCUUACAGUAUGUAUGAGUACCUAGUUGAAUGUCACGAGGCUACCAAUGUUGGACUCCUGUUAGGAUUGUCAGCAACUCAUCGUGGUACAAUGAAUGUUUCCAUGACUAAAUUGUUAUCUCUUCACGUGGAAACUCUGCUACCUCCGACAAGUAUCGAAUUAAAUGUUCCACAGAACGUUCAGGUUGCUGCAUUGAUGGGAGUUGGUUUAGUAUAUCAAGGAACUGCCCAUAGACAUAUUUCACACGCUUUAUUAUCAGAAAUUGGUAGACCUCCAGGACCAGAAAUGAAAAAUUGUAUAGAUCGGGAAUCUUACUCUUUAGCAGCAGGUCUUGCAUUAGGUUUGGUAGUAUUAGGAUGUGGAGGUGGUCCAGAUUUAGCUAACAUACCAGACACUUUACAUUACUACAUGGUUGGAGGACAUGUUAGGCCUUUUACUGGAGCACAGAAAGAUAAAUAUAAAUCACCUAGUUAUCAAAUACGAGAAGGUGAUUCCAUAAAUAUCGAUGUGACAAGUCCUGGAGCGACUAUAGCUCUAGGUCUUAUGUACUUUGAUACAGGAAAUAAAGCUGUAGCGGAAUGGAUGCAAGCUCCUGAUACACAAUACUUAUUAGAUUUUGUAAGACCUGAUUUCUUAUUAUUGAGAAUAUUAGCAAAAUCACUUAUUCUCUGGAAUGAAAUCGAACCAACAAAGUCCUGGGUUUCUAGUCAUGUUCCUAACAUUGUUUAUAAAUAUAGAUUACAAAAGCCAACCUCUGAAAUAGGACAAAAUGUAGAUUUGGAAACCAUGAACCAAGCUUACUGCAAUAUCAUUGCGGGUGCCUGCAUGGCUUUGGGUUUAAAAUUUGCGGGGACCGCUAAUAGAAAUGCUUUCAAAACUUUGUAUAAUUAUGCCCAGAUGUUUACGGCAUUGUCGCAUAAAACUAUCGCUGAACUAGCAGGGAAAUCAACUAUCGAAACUUGUUUAAACGUUACUUUACUUUCUGCUGCUGUAGUGAUGGCGGGAACAGGAAAUUUAGAGAUUAUGAGAAUAUGUCGACACAUAAGAACUCGUGUGGGACCUGCGAGUAACGUUGUUACAUAUGGAUCUCAUUUAGCCACGCAUAUGGCUCUUGGUCUCCUUUUUCUUGGAGGAGGAAAAUAUACUCUCUCUAACAGUCCUAGUGCUGUAGCUGCUCUUAUAAUUUCCCUAUUCCCCAAAUUUCCAACACACAGUAAUGACAACAGAUAUCAUUUACAAGCUUUACGACAUUUAUAUGUAUUAGCUGCUGAACCACGCGUCAUUUUACCUAGAGAUAUUGAUAGUAGUCAGUAUUGCUAUGCAACAGUGCAUUUAACAUUUGAAUCCGAGAAAGAUGCAGAAGGGCAAGAUUUAAUACUUCAAGCGCCAUGCUUACUACCGCAAUUAUGUAAUAUUAAAAAAAUUGAAUUAAAAGAUGAUCGAUAUUGGGAAAUUAUUUUUGUGAAAGAUCAUAACUGGCAACAACUCAAGAAUAUGCUCAAAAAAUGUAAAACAUUAAGCGUUAAACAGAGAGCUGGUUGUUUACCGUAUAUAGAGGAUCCUCAUGGUUUUAGAAGUUUAAUCGCUCAAACUUUAACAACGGAAAAUGUUAUUGCAUGGGCUGCUCGACCCGAAUGUGUAACUUCGUUUACAAAUGAUAAGACUAUUUUAAAUAUAGUAAAAUGUUUUUUGCAAUGGCCUAAACAAGAUAAAACCAACAACUUAAAAGUGCAAUCUUGCGGUACUUCAGCCAAAAAUAGUUCAGGAUAUCUAUCACAAAGCUCAAGCAAUACAUCCGAAAGAAUAAGUAAUAGUUGGAACGAGCGAUUAGAUUCUUGUAAUGAAAAAAUGGAAAUUGUAGGAUUAUCUAGUUUAAAAAGUACAAGUUCUUUCUGCAAAUAUGAGGGACAAUAUUUCGAAAUGACAGAAUUUGAAAAACAGUUUCUACACUCAUUUGUUAUAAUUGUAUAUGAAUGCGUAGUAAAAGAUAAAGUGAGUCUCCUUCCUUUAUGGGUGAAUUUAAUAAAAAGUAUGGAAAUUAUAGGAAAAGAACCGAAUACUUUUUCUAUAUGGCAAAUAAAACUUGUUUCAUCUCAAAUGUUAAAAAAAUCUUACAUGGAAAAUAAAAAUCCUUUGCUUGGUACAGAAAGUAUACUUGCAAUUAAACAAAAUAUUUCGUAUAUUAUGGAUAACUGGGAGCGUGAGCUAACACCACAUAUAAAGUCUUAUUUAACAAAUGAAGACAUUGAAGAAAAUGUACCAUUACUACGAAGAAUGUGCACAUAUUUCGUAUUUUAUGACAUUCCAUAUAAAAUGGAUUACCAAACAGUCUGUAAGUUUAAUUUUUUAUUGAUACAUAUAUUUUUAUGCUGAUUUAUACUUAUUAUUAUUAAUCUCGAUAUAUUUUUAGUGGCAUCAUUAUUAAACACAGAAGUAAAAUCUAAAAUACCUCAUGUAACAUUGUACAAAUUAUAUAAAAUAUUAAAAUCAUGCUAAUCAUGCCUAUUAUGUGAAUAAUUGAAAUUAGUUUUGUACAAAAUAUUUGAAAAAAGAAUUGAUCAUUGAAUUGUUUUAUAUUUAUAUUUUACUAUAGGAAAGACACAUGAUCAUAUUACAGAUUGAUAAUUUUCAUCAACCUGAAAAUAUGCAUGAAUAA
Messenger RNA from Heterotrigona itama, 7776 nucleotides. The record is from the annotation of a GenBank genome assembly. Lineage: Eukaryota; Metazoa; Arthropoda; Insecta; Hymenoptera; Apidae.